AUGCUGGAGCCGGUGACCAACACGGGCAUCAUUCUGCCUCUGCAUUCAAGCGGUCGACAGGCACCACCGCUCGUACAACUAGCCGACCCAACAUGUUUGGAUACGUUGCGGCAUCCCAGUCCGAUCCCACUGUCAGCAAGGGGCCUUCCCCCAACCAGGAAGUCUUAUUUGGUUCGCCAAUCACUAUUUCCACGGCGUGCUUCAUUAUCCCCGCGAUUGCACCAAAGGAGCAGUGAGCCGCUUUUGCUGAGCCCUCGCCAAAGCGUGGGCCACAUCCCGUCGAACCCUGGGAAGUUGGCCCAGGCCGCUCAACAAACCAUUGGCCUGCGCGCACGUUCACCUACGAACUGCGUGGCAUCUGCUCCGGCACCUCCGGCACCUGCUCCGGUGCAGACGAAUGCGUCUGCGACGAAUGGCUAUAUCCGACCAGUUGCGGUGGAUAGCCAGUCGACGCCUCGUCUGCACAACGGACAAGUACACAGUCAGAGUCGGGAGCCACUGACUUUGAUGCAUCCCGUGCCACGAGCUCCGAGCCCAGUCGGAAGUCCCGGGCGGUGUUAUUGUCAGGUGGCAAGUCCCUAUCGUGCCUUUCGGGCCGGUCCUGACACCUUGGCUCAGCAGCUACAGGCAUUGCAGGAAGCCAAGAAAAUGGCAGCUGCCCAGCAGGUGGAGAGUGAGCAGAUGAUCGCCCAGCGACAGGACCAGCUUCGAAGAGAGACAUACAAAGCUUUGUGCGGCAGCGCGCUCUCAGAGGAUGUCAGUCCAGAGGUUGCCACCAGAUCCUUGGCGCAGACCGUGCGGCAGUGGCCUUUGCCGGAGAAGCCGUGGCAUGCAGACUGCGAUCGCGGGGAGGUCGCGGCCCUCCACCAGGCUUCUGAGGACAGCGCAGAUCAAGUCCCGGAAGAGCUUCCCAGCGAGUCAAGAUCGAUUUCUCCACUCAGGGACUAUCGAGACCCUUCAAGCCCAGAGGAUUCAUUACCAGAAGCCACAGAGCCCGCUUCUGCCGGACCGAAGGCGAUGGAGAGGGCCAAGGUAAUUUCCCCGUCGGCUUCCAUUCCUGCGCACAAGUCUUCCGGAAGAGUCAGCAUUGGGCGCACUGGACGGCCUGCUCCCUUGUAUCUUCCACAGGAAGAUGUCCAUCGAUGUUCCCACGAGUUGAAGACAAUCGCUCAGGGGAUAUCAACGAUACACCUGCGUGAGCUUCGGAUGCUCAAGCGCCCUCCUGCGGCAGUGGUGACUGUUCUUGAGGCUUUGAAAGUCAUCUUGGGCGAGGGCCAAACCGGUGGCUUCAAGAAGCUGCUGUCCGACUCUCUGCCACAGAGGCUGGAAACUUUCGAUCCAUCCUCAUUGAACACGCAGCAAGCUUCUAAGCUAAAGUCGUUGCUCGGUUCCGGAACCAUCCAUGCCGAAUCCAUGUCGAAGAUGUGCCAGCCUUGCACAAACUUGACGAAGUGGUGCGAUUGCAUCUAUGGGUUGUUGCUCGGCGAAGUACGAGAUGGCAGCAGACAUUUGACCGAGGAGGUAAUGGGGCGCAGGAACACUGACUCUUCCAAUUCUCACGGCACACGUAGCCACACAGAUCUUCACGACCGGCAGACAAGCAGGCAUGCCGGUCUCUUGCAUGUCGAACCUGACUUGUCUAAGUUAAGCAAGGAAGAGCUGGCAUCAGUACAUGAGCUCACUGUGACCAAACCUGGUAUAGGCUCAGUCCUGUUCCAUGGUGUUACAGAUUGUACUGACCUGGACAUUCAAUCGGACAUUGUGCUCAAGCGGGGCUACGUGCUGGUGUACCCAGAUGCCUCACGAAAGCCUCCUGUCGGCCAGGGUCUCAACAAAAGGGCGACGGUCACAAUGUACCAAUGCUUCCCACCUGGGGAGCGUGUGGAAGACAAGCAGGUGUUGGAGGAGUACAGAACAAAGAUCAAGAUAAUGACCGAGGAGAACAGAGCAUGUAAGUUCAUUGACUACGAUUGCUUGACCGGCGUAUGGACGUUUGAGGUCGGACGGUUCUGA
Molecule: messenger RNA, 2013 nt
Organism: Symbiodinium necroappetens
Lineage: Eukaryota; Dinophyceae; Suessiales; Symbiodiniaceae
Source: the annotation of a GenBank genome assembly